CAUUAGAACAGCGUUAGCGGCUAACCAGGCAGUACAACUAAUCGACUGGGGGGAAAUAUCAGGAAAUUAACACCAGUUGUUUCAUUCCGCUUCUUGUGUAUCUUUCCUGUUGUUGUACAUAGACUUAUUUUAGACUUUUUAACGGGAUUCUGUCGGCGGACCACUUUACAUUUGGAGAAUUGAUUCAGCACUACUGGAACCACCACAGAGGUGCUCAUGGCUGUUUGGAGAGAACUUCGAUCCAGGAACCUCCUGGCUCUCUCUUUGUUCUCCUACAUCCUGCUCACCCUGGAUGUCCACGCACGCCCGGCCAACAUGUCGUCCUCUAAGGAUAAGUCUGCUGCCACUAAGGACGAGAACGAAAUCCUUCCACCAGACCACCUGAACGGAUUAAAGAUGGAGAUGGACGGCCACCUGAACAAGGACUUCCACCAGGAGGUGUUCCUGGGAAAGGAGAUGGAGGAGUUUGAUGAGGAUUCAGAACCAAGGAGGAACCGGAGGAAGCUUAUAGAGAUUUUUACAAAAGUCGACGUCAACAAAGAUCGGAGUGUGAGUGCUAAGGAGAUGCAACAAUGGAUCAUGGAGAAGACGAAGGAGCACUUCAACGAGGCCAUGAAGGAGAACAAAAACAGUUUCCAGGCCGUUGAUCCCGAUGGAGACGGUUUUGUUACGUGGGAUGAAUACAAAAUCAAGUUUCUGGCCAGCAAAGGUUUUGAUGAAAAAGAGAUUGCUGAUAAAAUAAACAACAAGGAGGAGCUAAAACUGGACGAGGAGACCCAGGAGGUGUUGGAGAGCCUGAAGGACCGCUGGUUCCAGGCCGAUAAUCCGCCUGCUGAUCAGCGGCUGGAUGAGGAAGAGUUCCUGUCCUUCCUCCACCCUGAACACAGCAAAGGGAUGCUCAGAUACAUGGUGAAGGAAAUAGUGCGAGACUUGGGUAAAUUUAAACCUUCUAAACUGCACAUCCUAAACCUGCUAGAAGCCAUCAUUGGACUUAAUCCUGAUGAGUUCAAUGAAUUACAAACAUUUUACACUGAGAGGAAAUCACAUUUUACAUGAUUAGUUUCACCUGGAAAAGAUGUAAAUGUAUUUUUUCAAAAGUUUACCAUAAAUGAAUACAUGGACCCAAUGAACGAGCACAACGCCCUGAACGAGGCCAAGCAGAUGAUCGCCGUGGCGGAUGAGAACCAGAACCGCCACCUGGAGCUGGAAGAAAUCCUCAGGUACAGCGAAUACUUCACCGGCAGCAAGCUCAUGGAUUACGCCAGAAACGUGCACGAAGAAUUCUGAACACUGAAAAGACUUCUCCACACGCGCCACCUCCGAGAUCUGCUUCAGGGACGUGGUGACGUGACGUGGCGUUCUACUGUCUACUGUCCGGUUUCCUGUUAAGUCCAUCAGCUCCCCCUCCCAACAUGAAAGCUAACGCGGCCUACAAAUUAUUCACAAACAGAAGAGGAUUUUUGGGUAUUACUCUCCAGAGUUGUGAAAUGUGUGUAUAUGAUGAAGUUUAGCUCAGACGAUCCGGUUUGUUUUGGCUGGUGCAGCCAUUUAACCAGCCUGUCUGUAUUCACUGUAAAUAUCUAUAUUUGUUCUAUAGAAAUACAGCGGUGCUGGGUAUGCUUUAGAUAGCCAGUCUCAUUAAUUAGUCAUUCCUCAAUCCAGCUUAUCGUUUUCUAAAAUAAAUUUGAUUGCAGCAAUAUUCAGAUUGAUUUGAAAUGUUAAUAUUCCUAGAAGCUGUGUGAUGUUCAUUACAUAGAUCCUCAUUCAAAGCUCAUUGGCUUGGACUAGUUAUUUGCACAAAGAAAUUAAUAUAUGAGUGGUUCGAUGAACAUAAAGUAACGGGUUUCACUGAUGACCGAACCGCACCUGAAUGCAACACGGCUGUUCCCUUUGGACAGCAAGCAGCUCGUCGUCUGUGUUUUUAUUCAUGUGGAUGAAGAUGGAUUUUAUUUAUUGACCUGUUUCAACUUUGAAUGUUUAAAUGCCUUGCACAUAUCUACUGCAGGUGUCCUUGUGUUGGUUUCUAAUAAUUAUUUCGGUUCGUGUGGAUUUUAUUUGGUAGUUCUGUUUCUUGUUUUUACAUGCAUGGAGAAAAGAAAAAUCAAAGGUAUUUGUGGAACAUCUGGGAUCCGGCUGCUUUCUUUGCUUUCCUCGGUCUGAUUGUAAAAUAAGAUUUCUAAAACAGAAUGUGACGGCUUUAUAAAAUGUUCUACAGGUAAACAGGAGAACAAUAAAUGUUUCUUAACAACAA
This is a messenger RNA of Cyprinodon variegatus (sheepshead minnow), 2251 nucleotides long. RefSeq names its product stromal cell derived factor 4 (gene sdf4). Gene Ontology annotation, biological process: calcium-ion regulated exocytosis. Lineage: Eukaryota; Metazoa; Chordata; Actinopteri; Cyprinodontiformes; Cyprinodontidae. Gene Ontology annotation, cellular component: endoplasmic reticulum. Gene Ontology annotation, molecular function: calcium ion binding. The record is from RefSeq and is a predicted model, not a curated record.